Messenger RNA from Radiomyces spectabilis, 854 nucleotides. Its product is annotated as ER membrane protein SH3. Gene Ontology annotation, cellular component: endoplasmic reticulum membrane. Lineage: Eukaryota; Fungi; Mucoromycota; Mucoromycetes; Mucorales; Radiomycetaceae. Gene Ontology annotation, biological process: endoplasmic reticulum to Golgi vesicle-mediated transport. The record is from RefSeq and is a predicted model, not a curated record. The transcript has 6 exons. The coding region runs from base 75 to 644 and encodes 189 amino acids.
AAAAGGAAAAAAGCCCGCUCUUUUUUUUUUUUUUCCCUUUCCUCGAGUCGCGUUUACAACGUUCACUUAACACAAUGGCAGAACAUAUGCAAGCUGUAAAGGUUACGCUCAUUCUCUGUUCGUGCUUCUUUGCCUAUGGAUCAUACUGGUCAGACUGGGCUUUCGAUUACUACUUGUUAUGGGCGAACCCCGCAGAGCAUCCCAAUGCUGUCUCCAGAGCCACUCUUUACUAUGCGACUCAGUCGGAGGUGCCCAAUAUUUUAAAGUAUAUCCCGUUCGCCAACUUGAUGAUUGCAGCUAUUGGUUUCUCGGCGGGUUUGGCUAAUAUGACCGAUUCAAACAUUCUCUUUGAUGGAGCAUCGCUGGUUUUGAUGCUCUUUGGCUUGUCCACCUAUGCUACAUCAGUGAAACCUGCUCUUGCCAUUGUAUCCUCUUCGACCGACGUAAAGGAAGUAACAAAGCAAUUGAAAAAUAUCGCAGCUGCUCACUUUAUCAUUGUAUUGGCGAUCACCGGUAUUAUUGGGUUGCAAGUGGCACAUUACUUUGUUAUGAAGAAAUCUUCGAAAAACGAACGUGAGGCUUCGCCAGCUCCCACCUCCAAAUCGAACAAUAAGGCUGCCACCAACUCCAAAAAGUCGCAGUAAAUCGCAGCAACAGGAAAAGCUUGUAGAUGCAGCUUUCGAUCAAAAACAUACAGUUGUUUAAUGGGCAUUUUAAUGAUUAUCGCAGGUGCGAAUUUUAUAUGAAUAUUAUUGCCAUUUUCUCAUCCAGUUCGUUUUUGUGCGGGGAAAAAAUGUUUUGAUAUUUGUGUCCCAUUUAAUGUUCAAUGCUCUUGCCCCAAAGAACGAGAAUCA